UUCAGCAAGGAAACAAAGCUUCAGCUAGCUUGCACAAGAGAGUCUUAGCUUGGUGUGGAGAGACGUGUUAGCAUAGCCACGAAAAGACAGGGAGAGGUGGCUAUAGCUAGGUAGAGAGAUAGGGAGAGAAUGGCAAGGCAAGGUGUAGCCUCCAUGUUCGCCAUGGCAUUUCUCCUCGGGGUCUUUGCAUCCAUCCCACAAAGUGCCGAGUCCAUCGGUGUGUGCUACGGCAUGAGCGGCAACAACCUGCCGCCGGCGAGCACGGUGAUCAGCAUGUACAAGUCCAACGGCAUCUCGGCGAUGCGGCUGUACGCGCCGGACCAGGGCGCGCUGCAGGCCGUGGGCGGCACGGGCAUCAGCGUCGCCGUCGGCGCCCCCAACGACGUGCUCUCCAGCCUCGCCGCCAGCCCGGCCGCGGCGGCGUCCUGGGUGCGCAACAACAUCCAGGCGUACCCGUCCGUGUCCUUCCGCUACGUCUGCGUGGGCAACGAGGUCGCCGGCGGCGCGGCGCAGGGCCUGGCGCCGGCCAUGGAGAACGUGCACGCGGCGCUGGCGGCGGCCGGGCUGGGCCACAUCAAGGUGACCACGUCGGUGUCGCAGGCCAUCCUCGGCGUGUACAGCCCGCCCUCCGCCGCGGAGUUCACCGGCGAGGCGCAGGGGUACAUGGGCCCGGUCCUUCAGUUCCUGGCCCGCACCGGGUCGCCGCUGAUGGCCAACAUCUACCCGUACCUGGCGUGGGCCUACAACCCGAGCGCCAUGGACAUGAGCUACGCGCUCUUCACGGCACCGGGGACGGUGGUGCAGGACGGCGCGUACGGGUACCAGAACCUGUUCGACACGACGGUGGACGCGUUCUACUUCGCUAUGGGGCGGCACGGCGGCGCCGGCGUGCCGCUGGUGGUGUCGGAGAGCGGGUGGCCGUCGGGCGGCGGCCAGGCGGCGACGCCCGCGAACGCGAGGGUGUACAACCAGUACCUGAUCAACCACGUCGGCAGGGGGACGCCGCGGCACCCGGGCGGCAUCGAGACCUACCUCUUCUCCAUGUUCAACGAGGACCAGAAGGAGAGCGGCGUGGAGCAGAACUGGGGGCUCUUCUACCCCAACAUGCAGCACGUCUACCCCAUCAGCUUCUGAGCGGAUGGAACCACACGUAUACGUACGUAUUGCCGCCGAUACGUGAUACGUAUACGUACAUGUAGAUUAAUUAAUUAUUGUAUACUGGGGCUUGCUGCUUUGCGACCGCUGGGAGGUAGCGUCAAAUGGUACGGUGCUCCCAGAUGCGUACGCCGUGAGUGAGUAUUGUAUUUCUACGUACGUAUGUUUAUACGCACGCCGAGAGGAGACGUAUGUACCAUAGGUAAAAUACGGUACAUCGUCAAAUUGAUCUCCCUUCGUAUACAGCUACUAGUAUAUAGAGGUUGUGGGUGGAUAAGACGCAGAUAUAUAUACGUACACCAAUUGUAUGUACAUUACGCACCGUAUAAAAAAAUAAAUAUACGGUUUGCUUAUUUGAGGUAUCUACCUCUUUUAUAUGGA
This is a messenger RNA of Panicum virgatum (switchgrass), 1536 nucleotides long. Its product is annotated as lichenase-2-like. Gene Ontology annotation, molecular function: hydrolase activity, hydrolyzing O-glycosyl compounds. Gene Ontology annotation, biological process: carbohydrate metabolic process. Gene Ontology annotation, cellular component: plasma membrane. The record is from RefSeq and is a predicted model, not a curated record. NCBI's taxonomy places the organism in Eukaryota, Viridiplantae, Streptophyta, Magnoliopsida, Poales, Poaceae. The transcript has 2 exons. Bases 130 to 1134 code for a protein of 334 amino acids.